AUGCUAAAAUCGUUAAAACAGUGCAAAGAAGAUAGAUUUAUGAUUUCGGAUUUUUGGUUAUCAAAUUGCGUAUAUGAUUAUGAAGAAAAAUUAUUUUUCAUAAAGAAGAGAAAAGAACCUAUUCAACCCGUUCAUAAAUCUAUUUCUCUUUACAAAAGGAAUUUUUUUUUCUUCCUUUUCGUCCUUUAUCGCGGAUUCGGUUUAUGGCUGCCUUUUUUGAGAGAUUCACUUGAAAAAUGGAUGAGCACUGGAGAUACGAUAAUACCGUUGGAAAAUAACGAGUUUGGCUGA
Messenger RNA from Dracunculus medinensis (Guinea worm), 291 nucleotides. The record is from the annotation of a GenBank genome assembly. Lineage: Eukaryota; Metazoa; Nematoda; Chromadorea; Rhabditida; Dracunculidae.